This is a messenger RNA of Aspergillus puulaauensis, 831 nucleotides long. Its product is annotated as GPI anchored serine-threonine rich family protein. Lineage: Eukaryota; Fungi; Ascomycota; Eurotiomycetes; Eurotiales; Aspergillaceae. The transcript has 2 exons. The record is from RefSeq and is a predicted model, not a curated record. The coding region runs from base 1 to 831 and encodes 276 amino acids.
AUGGCCUCCAGUCUCUUCCUGGUGCUUGCGGUGCUGCUACUACUGAAAGUAGCUGCGAUUGAACUUAUCGACCCUCCUGAUGGCUAUGAAUUCACGGUUGGUGAGCCGACGACAAUCAAAUGGAAGCCGGUUGAUUCAAACGGAACGGUGACUCUGGAGUUUAUGUGGGGAGCAGCCAUUGCCUCUGACGAUGGCGAUGUUAUAGCAUCCGAAAUCCCGGAUUCAGGACGGUUUACGUGGACUCCGCCGGACGAUGUCGAGGAUUUCGAUAACUACACUAUCUGUAUAUACCCGGAUCAGCCGCCUCAGAACUUCGACUGUCUUCCUAUCUUCUCGAUUGAUGGAGCAGGCAAUUCCACGUCCGAGGCUUCCUCUUCGGCCACCCCCUCGAGCUCUCCUACCAGCACGCCCGAGCCUACACCCAGCGAUGAUUCAGAUCCUACUGAUACGAGUGACGGUCUUCCAACAGCAGCCAAGGCUGGUAUCGGUAUUGGCAUCGGAGUCGGUGUUGUUGUGGUGGUGGUCUUUGGCUUUUGCUGGAUGAGGCGUCGGAAACAGACUGGACCAGGAGAUCAGUCCAUUCCCCUUGCCUCGCAUCCUAAUCCAAGCAUGACCAAGAAUGCGCAUGGAUCGACAAUGGAGCUGCAUUCCGAGGCGUCACGCCCAGAUACAAAUGAGUUGGCGGGUCAAAGUGUUGGUGAGCUCCAUUGUAUGCAGCAGUAUCCGAACGAGCUCUCAGGAACCGGGCUGCGCGAGUUGGACGGUGAUAUGAGGCGCGCACAUGCGAGACCUCCAAUCGAGCUUCCAACUAUGGAACGAAGGUUUGUAUAA